AUGCUGGAGUUCUCUGGGGCUUGCGAAGGCUGUGGUGAGACCCCUUAUGCUAAGCUGGUUACGCAGCUGUUCGGUGAGCGUAUGGUCAUUGCCAACGCCUCGGGUUGUUCUUCAGUCUGGGCUGGUACUGCUGCCUUCAACCCACUAGCUGUUAACGACAAGGGUCAGGGUCCGGCAUGGGGCAGAUCUCUCUUCGAGGAUGCCGCUGAGUACGGUCUUGGUAUGGCUCGUGCCGUCCAAGAGCGUCGUCUUAAUCUCAAGGAGAAGGUUCAGGAGUUGGUUGAUGACGAGGAGUACAAAGCCUUGCUCAGCCCUGAGCUCGACAAUGCAUGUCAUGAGUGGUUGGAGAAGUACAAUGACUCUGUCAUCUGCCAGGAGCUCUCUGGUGAGAUCCCCGGUAUGCUGGAGAACACCAGUGCCCUACGAGAGGUUCCAUUGGUCCAGGAGAUUCUUUCUAUGAGGGACCUCUUCCCGAAGGUCUCCCAAUGGGUGUGGGGUGGCGAUGGUUGGGCGUAUGAUAUCGGCUUUGGCGGUCUGGAUCACGUCUUGGCUUCCCAGACAGAUCUCAACGUGCUGGUCAUGGACACUGAGGGCUAUUCUAAUACCGGUGGUCAGGUCUCGAAGUCUACCAAUUUGGGUGCAGUUCAGAAGUUUGCUCCCACAGGGUAUCGCCGCGCUAAGAAGGACCUUGGUGCCAUCGCUAUCGCCUAUGGGGACGUGUAUGUGGCGUCUAUCGCCAUUGGUGCAAACUAUGCUCAGUCGGUGAAGGCUUUGGUCGAGGCUGAGGCCUUCCCUGGUCCAUCCCUGGUGCUCUGUUAUUCGCCUUGUAUUGAGCAUAAGAUCCUCUAUCCUCGUGGUCUAUCAAGACUGGCCGAAGAAAUGAAGAAGGCUGUGGACUCUGGCUACUGGACGCUGUAUCGUUACAACCCUGCUUUGGUUCCACAAGGUCACAAUCCUUUCACCCUCGACUCUAAGCAUCUCUCUAUCGACGUGGCCCAGUUCACCAAGCUCGAGAACCGCUUUGAGAUCCUAAAGCGUACUCAUCCUGAGGUCGCUGAACAGCUCAAGGCGAGCCUUCAACAGUGGACGAGAGAACGUCUGGAGAACUAUAAGUGGAUGGAGAAGCGUGGUGCUCCUUCUGAGGAUGCUGCUGGUCCCGCCCUGGACAUCCUUGUCGGUUCGGACACUGGUACCACCACUGAGCUGGCUAGCCGCUUUGCUGGUCUGUGCCGAUCUAGGCAGUUUAACGUCGCUGUGCACGAGCUGGAUGAGAUCACUCCGGAGUCGCUAAGAGCUAUGAGUAACGUCGUGGUUCUGUGUUCUACUGCAGGUGAGGGUGAUUUCCCCAACAACGCUCAUGCCUUCUGGGAGGGGCUCUCGGAUCCUGAGCUUGAGGAGGGUUUCCUUGCCUCCACUAAGUUCUCGGUGUUUGGUCUUGGUGACACGGGUUAUAAGCAUUUCAACGCUGCUGCUAAGAAUAUUGAGAAGCGUUUGUUGGAGCUUGGUGCUGUGAAGUCCCAGGACAUUGGCCUUGGCGAUGAUAAGGAUGAUGACAAGUACGAAACCGCUUUCGAGAGUUGGCUCCCCGACUUCUGGAAAAUCCAGAAUGCGCCGGAGUCCCUGAUGAGCUAG
Perkinsus marinus ATCC 50983 is the source of this 1632-nucleotide messenger RNA. Its product is annotated as NADPH cytochrome P450, putative. Bases 1 to 1632 code for a protein of 543 amino acids. NCBI's taxonomy places the organism in Eukaryota, Perkinsozoa, Perkinsida, Perkinsidae. The transcript has a single exon. Gene Ontology annotation, molecular function: thiamine pyrophosphate binding; catalytic activity; FMN binding. The record is from RefSeq and is a predicted model, not a curated record. Gene Ontology annotation, biological process: response to oxidative stress.